Cyanistes caeruleus (blue tit) is the source of this 7064-nucleotide messenger RNA. It is a transcript of the gene COL18A1, whose product is annotated as collagen type XVIII alpha 1 chain. NCBI's taxonomy places the organism in Eukaryota, Metazoa, Chordata, Aves, Passeriformes, Paridae. The record is from RefSeq and is a predicted model, not a curated record. Gene Ontology annotation, molecular function: extracellular matrix structural constituent conferring tensile strength; protein binding. Gene Ontology annotation, biological process: extracellular matrix organization.
AGGGUCGAGCGCCGGAGCUUGGGAGGAGAGAGCGAUGUGAGUGCUCCCAGAGUCUGGCCGGGGCAGAACUCCUGCCUCUUCCCUCCUCUCCUUCCUCCAGCCUUUCCGCUCCGCUCUCGGGAGACACGGAGCUCGUCUGCCUUCCCAAUGGCCCCACCUCGCUUGGGAUUUCUGCUCCUCCUGGCUUGCUGCUUCUCCUGCUCUGAAACACAGCUCCUGCACUGGGUUUGGGACAGCAGGAAGACCACAGGAAGCCCAGCAGCACCCGGCGAGGGAAUCCCGGCGUUGGAGCCGCCAACCUCAGCAGCAGCUCCGGCUCCCAGCCCAUCUCCGGGGACGUGGGGCGGUGAGGUGGCGGGGAAUGUCACCACCCCACGGCGGCAGGAGCCAGAUCCUGCUACAGCAGCUCCUGGGGGCGAGGGAACCGCAGCCAAAACCACGGAGCAGUGGGACAGGAAUGCCAUGGUGGAGAGCACUGUGUGGCCAAGCAUCGCUCCUCCCCACAGCAUGUCACCUGCCCCAGGACAGCAGGCGGCCAGCAGCCCCACCGAUGACCCUCGGCUCCUGGGGACAGGGACCAUUGAGCACUUCCAGAUCCUGGGGUCAGGAAACACUGAGGAUCCCCAGCUCCUGGGGACAGGGACCAUCGAGGACCUACAUCUCCUGGGGUCAGGAAACACUGAGCACCUGCAGCUCCUAGGGACAGGGACCACUGAACAUCUACAGCUCCUGAGUAUGAGGACAGCCAAAGAAGCCCAGUUCCUGGGGUCAGUGACCUCCAAGGAUGCACAGCUCCUGGGGACAAGGACUACUGAGGACCUGCAGCUGCUGGAAUCAGGGACUACUGAGAACCCACAGCUCGUGAGGAUGGGGACCACUGAGGACCCCCAGCUUCUGGGGUCAAGGACCUCUAAGGACCCUGAGCUCCUGGGGUCAGGGACUACUGAGGAUUUACAGCUGCUGGGGUUGGGCACCACUGAGGACCCUCAGCUCUUAGGGAUGAUAAGUACCACAGAAGACCCACAGCUCCUGGGGACAUGGACCACAGAAGACCCACAGCUCCUGGGGAAAGGGACCACUGAGGACCUACAGCUCCCAGGCAUGUUGACCACUGAGAAUCUGCAGCUCCUGGCGAUGAGGAACACCAAGGACACCCAGCUCCUGAGGACAGUGACCCCUGAGGACCCAGAGCUCCUGAGGACAGUGACCACCGAGAAUCCAGAGCUCCUGGGGACGGGAACUCCUACAGCAAUGGAGACACAGGUGUCCUUGCAGAGACCAGCGGGUCCCCAGCCAGGUAGUGCCCCUUUUCCUUUCUCACCAGGUGACAGUACCCGUGAGCGGGCACUGCCCUUCCAGGACCCCUCAGCACAACUUCCCCAUCACCCGCAUGGAGCAUCACCAAGCCUGUGGCACGGCACCGGCCACCCGGGGCUGGCUCUGGUCAGCAGGAAUGGGAGCCAGGGCCCCCCUUGGCCUGACCAGAGGGUGGAUAAGGGUGUGGAUCUUCCUGCUGCCCGUACCUCCGUCUCUCUGGAGUUUGAUUUACUAACCGCUACCAUGCGGCUCUACGGGAGUGGCGGCGCGGGGCUCGCAUCCUUCUUUCCAGGACUGAUGACAGUGGCCGGCCGUUGCCAGCCCAUCCCAACCCACCUGCCCUUCUGCAGCCUGCUGGGCACCAGCCAUGUCCGAUUGCCAAAUUACCUCCGGCACGGCAGCGAGGAGGAAAUUCGGGUGGCUUUGCAUGAGUGGGAGGGGCUGCUUGAGUCACGGUGCCAUCGCUACCUGGAGUGGUUCCUCUGCUUGCUGCUGCUCCCCGGCUGUAGCCCCUCGGUCCCCGUAACCCCCCCGCCGUGCCAGGGCUUCUGUGAGGCCGUCAGAGACCUGUGUUGGACUCACUUGGCCAGCGGGCGCCUGCCUCUGCCUUGCGAUGCUCUCCCUGAGGAGGAUGAAGGGGUUUCUUGUGUCUUUAUUAAUUCUUCUGCAGAGAGCCUGAGUGCAGAGGUCAGCCUGCUGGAGCUGAUUGGGGACCCGCCAACGGAGGAGAUCCACAGAAUUUAUGGCCCCGACAACAACCCUGGCUACGUCUUUGGUCCCAACGCCAACACGGGCCAGGUGGCCCGGUACCACCUGCCAAGCCCUUUCUACCGGGACUUCUCGCUGCUGUUCCACAUCCAGCCCACCACGCCCCGGGCCGGCGUGCUCUUUGCUGUCACGGACUCCUCGCAGAGCAUCAUCUACGUGGGUGUCAAGCUCUCAGAGCUGCGGGCGGGCCAGCAGCAGAUCAUCUUCUACUACACAGAGCCGGGCUCACCCAGCUCCUACCCAGCUGCCACCUUCACCGUGCCCACCCUGCUCAACCAGUGGACACGCUUUGCCAUCAGCGUAGAGGAGGAGGAAGUCGUCCUCUACUUGGACUGUGAGGAGCAUGAGCGCGUCCGCUUCGAGCGCUCCCCGGAUGAGAUGGAGCUGGAAGAGGGCUCCGGGCUCUUUGUUGCUCAGGCUGGAGGGGCUGACCCAGAUAAAUACCAGGGGGUGAUUGCAGAUUUGAAGCUGCGAGGUGACCCGCGAGCGGCCGAGCGCCAGUGCGAGGAAGAGGAGGAUGACACAGAGGUCUCUGGGGAUUUUGGCAGCGGGAUGGAAGGUGGACAGAAGUUCUCGGGCAAGGUAGAGGGUGUCCCAGGGCUGGUGGAGGCUGUCCCCGUGACCUCUCCCCCCGUGGCGGGGGGCAGUGGCCCGAGGAGUGGCGGGGGGUCCCUGCAGCAGGCCGAGAGGACCAGGGUGGAGGAGACGCUGCAGGUCUCCACGGGAGGCACCGGCCGGAAAGGCGAAAAGGGGGAGAAGGGGGAACGUGGCUUGAAAGGGGACUCAGGGACCGAUGGCACCAUAGGGCCAGGCAGUGUCAAGGGUCAAAAGGGUGAGAAAGGAGACCUGGGUGUCAAGGGCAGUGCUGGAUUUGGCUACCCUGGCUCUAAGGGCCAGAAAGGAGAACCAGGUGACCCUGGACCCCCUGGGGCCCCGUCUUGGCACACUGAUGGCUCGGUGGUGGAGCAGGUCACCGGCCCCCCAGGGCCACCAGGGAAGGAUGGAGCCCCUGGCAGGGAUGGCGAGCCUGGCGAUCCUGGCGAGGACGGCAAACCUGGUGAAAUGGGGCCCCCGGGGUUCCCUGGGCUGCCAGGGGAGCCGGGCCUGAAGGGGGAGAAGGGUGACCCAGGCAUGGGGCCGAGGGGACCUCCUGGACCACCUGGCCCUCCAGGACCGCCGGGACCUUCCUCCAAGAAUGACAAGCUGACCUUCAUCGACAUGGAGGGCUCAGGCUUCGGUGGUGACCUGGAGAGCCUGCGGGGUCCACAAGGGCCACCUGGUCCUCCAGGGCCACCUGGUGUACCUGGUUUGCCAGGAGAGCCAGGACGGUUUGGGAUGAACCGCACAGACCUGCCAGGACCACCAGGGCUGCCGGGCAGGGAUGGGAUCCCUGGGCCCCCGGGGCCAGUGGGUCCUCAGGGUCCUCCAGGAAGAGACGGGGAGGCUGGGCAGCCAGGGCCCAAAGGAGAGCGGGGCGAUGUGGGUGACCUCGGCCUCCCUGGCCUACCGGGACCCAAGGGCAACAAAGGAGAAGUGGGACCGGUGGGACCCCCAGGAGAAAUGGGCUUAGCUGGCCUUCCCGGGCCCAUCGGACCCCGAGGGCAGCCAGGGCCCCCCGGCCCCCCAGGACCACCAGGGCCAGGCUACGAUGCUGGAUUUGGUGACAUGGAGGGCUCGGGGCUGUCAUUCAGCCCUGGACCACCUGGACCUGAAGGACCACAGGGUGUGCCGGGACUGCCAGGGGUGAAGGGAGAGGUUGGCAGCCCCGGACAGCCUGGCUUGCCAGGACCAAAGGGAGAUGCUGGCAUGCCUGGUGUGGAUGGCCGCCCUGGCCUGGAGGGCUUCCCUGGACCACAGGGACCCAAAGGUGACAAAGGCAGCGCCGGUGAGAAGGGAGAGCGAGGCCAAGAUGGAGUGGGCCUGCCUGGCCCCCCUGGACCACCUGGUCCCCCUGGACAGGUCAUCACUGUCUCCAGUGAAGAUAAGUCAUUGGUGGCUUUUCCUGGUCCAGAGGGAAGACCAGGCCACGCUGGCUUCCCGGGUCCAGUGGGACCGAAAGGUGACCAGGGGUCAACUGGUCCCCAGGGUGCCCCAGGGUUGAAGGGGGAGAAGGGGGAGCCCGGUGUCAUCAUCAGCCCUGAUGGGACCGUGGUCACUGCCAAGGUGAAGGGAGAAAAGGGGGAGCCGGGGCUGCGGGGCCCAAUGGGACCAUCGGGUCCCCCGGGACGAGCAGGGAUGAAGGGAGAGAUUGGCUUUCCGGGCAGACCCGGACGUCCCGGCAUGAACGGGCUGAAGGGCGAGAAGGGUGACCCCGCGGAUGUGCUGGGCUUGCGGGGCCCCCCAGGCCUCCCAGGACCCCCUGGGCCCCCUGGGCCACCUGGCAGCAUAGUCUACAACAAUGGCAAUACCUUCAGCGACUCUGGCCAUCCGGUGUUCCCUGGUUUCCACCAGUUCCCAGGACAAAAGGGAGAAAAAGGUGACACUGGACCCCCAGGACCCCCAGGCCAGUUCCCCUAUGACGUGAGUCACUUCAGUACCAGCCUGCGGGGUGACAAGGGGGAUGCAGGUCCCAAGGGUGAGAAGGGCGAGCCAGGCAGCACCCCACUCUAUGGUGCUGGAGUCUCUGGACUUCCAGGGCCUCCAGGGCCCCAGGGAUACCCUGGGCUGCCGGGUCCCAAGGGGGACAGUAUUGUUGGGCCACCGGGGCCUCCAGGACCUCAGGGUCCCCCUGGUAUCGGAUAUGAGGGGCGGCAAGGCCCCCCUGGCCCUCCUGGUCCUCCCGGGCCACCCUCCUUCCCAGGUCCUCACAGACAAGCUGUCAGCAUCCCUGGACCCCCGGGACCACCAGGACCCCCUGGACCGCCAGGCACUAGUGGGAUGUUCUUGGGGAUCCGGGCCGUGCCCACGUACCAGGCAAUGCUGAGCAGCGCGCACGAGCUGCCUGAGGGCAGCCUCGUCUUCCUGACCGACCGGCAGGAGCUCUAUGUCCGCCUGCGUGGGGGCUUCCGCAGGGUGCUGCUGGAGGAACACAACCUGAUCCCCAGUUCGGCUCUGGACAACGAGGUGUACGACAAGCCGCCCACCCUCCGCUACGCUGGCCCCCAGCCCCAUGGGCCCCUGCACCCGCUCCGCAACCAUGUCCCCCCAGCCACCGCCCGUCCCUGGCGUGGGGACGAGGUGGUGGCCAACCAGCACCGCCUGCCCGAGCAGCCCUUGCUGCACCACCAGCAUGAACUCAUCAAUGGGUACUACAUCCACCGCCGGCCAGAUCCUGUGCCCGUGGCCGCCCAUGUGCACCAGGACUUCCAGCCUGCACUUCACCUGGUGGCCUUGAACACCCCGCUGAGUGGCGGCAUGCGCGGCAUCCGGGGCGCCGAUUUCCAGUGCUUCCAGCAAGCCCGGCAGGUCGGGCUGGCUGGCACCUUCCGCGCCUUCCUGUCCUCACGCCUGCAGGAUCUCUACAGCAUCGUGCGCAGGGCCGACCGUGCCACCGUCCCCAUCGUCAACCUCCGGGAUGAAGUGCUCUUCAAUAACUGGGAAGCCCUUUUCAUGGGCAGCGGGGCCCCACUGCAAGCUGGUGCCCGCAUCCUCUCAUUUGAUGGCCGGGAUGUCCUGCGGGAUGCGGGAUGGCCGCAGAAGAGUGUCUGGCACGGCUCGGAUGCCAAGGGCCGGCGCUUGCCCGAGAGCUACUGCGAGACGUGGCGGACAGAGGAGCGCACAGUCACCGGCCAGGCUUCGUCCCUGGCCUCUGGAAAACUGCUGGAGCAGGUGGCCAGCAGCUGCCAGCACGCCUUCAUCGUCCUCUGCAUCGAGAACAGCUUCAUGACCUCCGCCAAAAAGUGAUACCUGCCCUGGUGCCCCCUGGUACCCCCAUGUCCCCGGGAAGGGUAGGGCCAACCUGCACCCCAGCACCCCUGGGCCCGUCAGCCCCCUUCACACACCCACUCCCACCCUGCAGGGUUUCCUUCUCCCACAGACCUGAAGCCAAAGAAGUAUUGCCAUGGCCCCUGCCCAGGGUCGGCAGGGGCUCAGGUCCCACUUGGGGCAGAGCAGCCAUGGGCCGGCAGCCUUCCUCCUCCUCUUCUAACUCCUAAUAUUUUUAACCACUUCAGCUGGUUCCUCUCCCUGCUCGGAUACUCCUUUUGGGGUGGCUGGGUGGGAGGAAGCUUGACAGGGAGAUUUCAGUACUGCCAUGUGGGCUGUCCCCCACAAAAGCCUGUGUGGGCUCUCUCACCAGCCCCCUGGCCCCGUACUAUCCUCACUAGGAGGUUGGGGUUGGGCCCAAAUCCCUGAUGAUGAGGCCAUGGGGUCUUCUCCAGCCAAGACCCCAGCAUCCUACCCAAGGGACUGUCCCAUGGCGAUGCUGGGGCUCUCCCAGAUGGUCUCCGUCCUCCCCAGGUAAGGACCAUCACCUCAUCAUCCUCACCUCUACCUCCCAGCCAGAAGAGCUCUGGUGGGGGUCUAGUCUCCCCUAUCCCAUCCAUGCACCCUGGGGAUUCCCAGCUGUGCCCCCACAGCCCAGGUACAGCCACAGCCAGCCCAGCACAGGUACUGGAGUGACAGGGUGACCCUGAGGCAUGGCACAUGUUUCUCUGUGUCUGUGGGUGUUGGGCACAUGUGGUACCAAGGGUAGGUAUUGCCAUCCCCCCCUCCCUGUGCCACCUUUGCUGGGCUCGAAUGGCGAAGGCGCAGCAAAGCUGGUUGGAAUUGGUGUGGGCAAAUCCAAGGUGCUAAAUAAAAAAAAAACCAAAAAAAAAAGGAAAAAGGAGAAAUCUGUAACUAGCUUUUUUUUGUUAUUGUAUGGAAAUUAUUACCAUAAAAGCUGUGCGAGUCACACGGUCUCUAUUUCUUACAGUCUACUGUAUUUUGUGUAAUUAAUGCAAUUUAAAGCCUGUGGAUCUUUAUAUUAUUUUUUUGUUGUCAGUUGUGUCCUAUAAACCAUUUUCUAAAGGCACUGAAUAAAGAAACAUCCUCUUGUA